GGUCAGUUGACAUCUGGUAGCACUUAUACCGUUUCUAAUUUAUUUUAUUACAGAGUGAAAUUGAAGAAAGAGUUCCUGGGAAGAGAAGAAUGCUGAGAAAUCAUAAUUGCACAAUAACCUUGUGCAUGUUGUGUGGGAGGGACUGUCUUUAAAAGGGAGAGUGCAGGGCGCUGUAUUCUCACAACCAACAGACUACAGCUUUUUCAUCUCUUCACUAGUGUUGCUCUGCACCAUACUGGCUCAGAAAGAUGAAACUCACAGUAUCAGCUUUCGUGCUUUUGAUCUGCACAGUUGCGUUGCUUUCCACAACAGAGGUUAGACCUGUACGCCCACAGAUAUGUUGCAACUGCCCCUAUAUGCAUUCAGCCCCAGCAAUUCCAGCGAAUAAAAUACUCUCAUUGAGGUUUAUUCCUGCUGGAGCAUAUUGUAAAAGAGAGGCGAUCAUUGCCAAAAUGAAGAAAAGAGAGAUGUGUCUUGAUCCUUCGAAAGACUGGGUUAUUUCUCUCAAAGAAGAAAUCAACAAGAGAAACAUCAAGAGUCAACAAUGAAUGAAUAUCACGGUUCAAAGAGCGACUGAAGAAACUGAUUCAACUACUACUGUAAUAUAGAAUUUUGUAAUAUCUGGGUGAUACUUUAAGUAUCGAUUGUAAAAAUGUGCUACCACCUGUUUAUUAAAAGUGAACUUACAUGAACUUCAUUAUAUCUUAUGAAAUUAUAUUGAUUGUUAUUGUCUGAAUUGCAGAGGCAGACAAAGUACACAACUUCAUUACUUGAGUGAAGUAUAGAUACUACUGGUCAAAUGCUACUCCACUACAAGUGAAAGUUGUAAAGAGAAGCUUUUUACUUGAAAGUACAUGCUUUUAAAUAAACAUACAUAAGUAUCAAAAAUAAAAAGUAAAUUCAUUGUUCUCAAAAUUCAUCUUUCUACUUAGGGACCUUGAAAUAAAUGUAGCAGAGUAAAAAGUAUGAUAUUUGUCUUUCAAAUGUAGUGAAGUUGAAGUAGCAAGUUUCUGUAAAAAAUUAUACUCAAGUAAGGUUAGGGUUAGGGUUA
Messenger RNA from Carassius auratus (goldfish), 1051 nucleotides. Its product is annotated as interleukin-8-like. The record is from RefSeq and is a predicted model, not a curated record. Gene Ontology annotation, molecular function: chemokine activity. Gene Ontology annotation, biological process: immune response. Gene Ontology annotation, cellular component: extracellular region. Lineage: Eukaryota; Metazoa; Chordata; Actinopteri; Cypriniformes; Cyprinidae. The coding region runs from base 249 to 548 and encodes 99 amino acids. The transcript is spliced from 4 exons.